AUGGCCCCCCAUGGAAGGUCACUUGACCGAAUACUAACUCCAGACCAGUGCCCUAUUGGGGACGAGGUUGGCUCCAGCUUGGGACCAUGUCCUGCUGUCGUCAAAAUUGAAAAUGCGCCCUACACUAUUACCCGUCAAGAGGUGAAACAGCUUUUUGGCAGAUCUACCGGACUCGCUGACAACUGGCCUAUUCACAUUCUCAUGGAGCGCUCUACUGGCAAGACAAUGGAUUUCUGCUACGUCGAAUUCAAGACCCAGAAAAGUGCUGAAGAAGCCGUUCAGCGAAUUCUGGGGAUGUGUGAAGGCAACCAGAGCCCCCGCAUUGGCAACCGCCCAGUCGAAGUCACCAUGAGCUCUGCAGGUGAACUUAUGGCGGCUAUUUUUCCUUUGGCUAAGUCCAUCAAAUGGGAGGGUGGUCGUCCUGUGCAGGCUCCAAAGCGUCAGGAUGAGCAGUGGUCGACCGGCUUCAAUGGUUUCCUCACCGACGAGGAGCUGUUCUGCACCGGACGUCAUGCGCGUGAGCCUAGCCGAAGCAUUUUCUCGUCAAAGGUACCUCAGCGUACUUAUGAGUCGAUCAUUAGCACGAUCUGGAAGUUCCCGUGGUAUGAAUCUGGUUUGUACACCGUUCACGUUCGCAACAAGCUCUUUGUAACCCUCAAGGGAAUGAUCGUCUCAUUGAUUACGCAAAUGCAACGCAAGCGAGUUGUCGGCUUAGAUGAGGUGCUUCUGGCCGAGCUGCUUCGGGCCGGCAUGCAGUGUCCUGCAUUCACACCUCGCAUGAAGUACAUUCUCGCGGAAGUGAGUGAAAAUCAGGAAGCAGUGCGUAGAAUGCACUCUCAGGCCGCUGCGUACUUCCCAUUUGACACUCUUGGCUGGCUGCAUGACAUCAAUUUCGAAACUCUGAGUUGGUACAUUUCACUUAUCGCAUUGGGUCGCCCACUCGUUCUUCCUCGCGGUCUGCAGACAUACGAUGUCAGUUACGGAAAAUCUGAACUGUUUGGCGGAUGGUGGUUUGGUUGGGACGAUGAGUCGGCCAAGCAGAUCACAUGGGCCGCUGCCGUCAACGCUGAAAUGGCGGUCCUCCGACAGAUGGUUCUUUCCGGCUACCAAGUCCAAACUGGCCAGCUGAUGGCGCAGUCGCCUAUUACUCAGGCCGCCAGCCCAAGCGUUACCGUUGCAGGUACUUCAACUUCGACCUCUUAUGCCUUGACUGCGCCCCGCUCGUUGCACACCCGCUUUUGGUCAGAGCCAUCCGCUCAGCGCCCGCAAGCCUGGAGCUCGAUGAACCGGUGGACCAGUGGUUCCAGUCCAUCUGGUGAGUAA
Penicillium diatomitis is the source of this 1323-nucleotide messenger RNA. RefSeq lists its product as uncharacterized. The record is from RefSeq and is a predicted model, not a curated record. The transcript has 5 exons. The coding region runs from base 1 to 1323 and encodes 440 amino acids. Gene Ontology annotation, molecular function: RNA binding. NCBI's taxonomy places the organism in Eukaryota, Fungi, Ascomycota, Eurotiomycetes, Eurotiales, Aspergillaceae.